AUGGCCACCGAACAGCUGAUUGUGUUUCCGCCUUCGGUAUUGGCGAGAAUCUCCCCGGAGCUUACGCUCCAAAGACACUUGUCCCAGGGCUUGAGACCCUCAUUGCGUGAGUUCACAGAAUUUCGCCAGGUUGUGGCUUCUCAAGGUAACUUGGGAAAUGUCAGCACAGAUGCCGUUGUGGGCUCUUCUGUGGUGAAACACGGCGGUUGUCAUGUUUUUUGCGGCAUCACUUUGGGUAUAAGCGAAGUGAACAACCUGGACGAGGACUUUGCAGCUGCUGAGCCUGAAUCGUCAAAGUACACUUCGGUGUACCCUGUGGUGGAGGUUGCCAGAGGAAGACAGGGUGCUCCUAGUGACGAGGAGCAGAUUCUCCUGCAAAAAUUGUACAACUUCGUCUACCACCUGCGGAUGCUUCCGUACCUGUCGUUGGACAUCAAACCAGGUUACGAAAUCAAGGACGAGGCUUCUGGAGAGGUUUCCAUUAUCUACCCAGACGACAAGUCGUUGAGCGAGGAUGAGAUUCUGACGUUAUUCUCGACUGUCAACGUCAGCAAAAAGCAGCACAAGUUUGCUCUCUACGCCCACAUUAAGGUGUUUUCCCGAGACGGACCGCUCUUCGAUGUGGUGAGCCAUGCUCUAAUAAACGCCUUGAAGAACGUCUCGCUUCCCAGAAUCUACCUUGCUGACUCGGGUGUUGAUCCUAACGUUAGAGUGCCUGUUCGUUCUAGAGGCAAUUUUGGCCAUUUGGACCAGCUGUCCAGCAUUUUUUGCAUUGAUUCCAAUAAAGAGAUUGCUACACCUUUGCAAUUGAACGAAGAUGAGUUGGCCACUUCGUCCAGUUUCGGCUUGGUCGAGAUUGACGACGCUGCCGGCCAGGUUGCACUUUUGGCUGAUUUGGAAGGUGAAGCCGAGGAGGCGAGCUGUGAAAGCAAAAUCAACAUUGUUGCAUCCAAAAAGAACCUCAAGCAUGUUAGUAUAGCCGGCGGUGGCGCCAAUGUCACGCUAGACACCUUGCGGAAGGCUAUCAGUUUGGCUUACGAGAGAGCCGCCUAA
Molecule: messenger RNA, 1053 nt
Organism: Candidozyma duobushaemuli
Lineage: Eukaryota; Fungi; Ascomycota; Pichiomycetes; Serinales; Metschnikowiaceae
Product: exosome non-catalytic core subunit
Exons: 1
Coding region: 1-1053 (350 amino acids)
Biological process (GO): exonucleolytic trimming to generate mature 3'-end of 5.8S rRNA from tricistronic rRNA transcript (SSU-rRNA, 5.8S rRNA, LSU-rRNA); nuclear mRNA surveillance; TRAMP-dependent tRNA surveillance pathway
Cellular component (GO): cytoplasmic exosome (RNase complex); nuclear exosome (RNase complex)
Source: RefSeq, a predicted model, not a curated record